GGCUUGUGUGAGUCAUGGCUUUGCUGAGGCCAUUGGAUGUUUGUCCCUUUUAGUGUAGAUGGUGAGGGACCGGAUCAUCUUGUAAUGUGAGCAGUCUUCUGAUGAGGACGAUGUGGAACAAGUGUAGAUGUGUCGGGUUAGAGGUUGUACGAAUUUGGCAUAAACAAACCUACUGGUAGUAUUUAUUGGUGACUUGGAAUGGGGAUUUAAAAAGGAGAUAGAACAGCCAAUAAAUGCUCCUGUUGACUGAAUAAAUCAGUGUUAUCAACAUUUAAAGGACAUGUUCUACAUUUAGGGGAAUAAACUUGCUUUAUUGAGUAUUAGAGAAGGAGAUUGAUACUGCCCACAUGUAUACUCAAACUUGAAGGUAUUGCCUGCAACGCAUGCAGACUGGAAAUAGCUAGCCCAGCUCGGGCCUGUAUACUUUCUGUCUCCGCUGGUUGCCUGGCAACCAGUCCAGGCAGGAAAGCCUCUACGUUGACCUGAAAGCAACGGGGCAAAGAGCUGAAACCGUAAUACCGUAACAGCGAUGCGAUAUAACGACGUUGCAUGAAAAAGGAUACCUUGUUGGAGCUCAACUUGCAAGUGAGUGAAUCCAGGUCAGUCAUGUUUGUUCAUGAAUAUACUUCUAAGUUAAUGUAUCUAUCACAUCUUUUUUCUAUUUCAGAACUGGGUUUGGCUCUGCGGUUCGCUGCUUCAAAAAGGUAGAACGACUUCCCAACAGGGUUCACUGUCAGUUAAACAUCUGCCGAUAAUCAUUUUCUUUUUAUUUCAAGGAUUCCAUUCAACUGUAAUCCUUUUGAUGCUUCUGUUUUUGAUGCAUCGCCUACAAAUUAAUGACAGCAUAAUAGGUUAUACCUUUCUUAUCCUGGGAAGGAGCUAGAAAAGCAUCCACUCAUGGAGUAAAUUACAUGUUUCUCCCAAUUUUAAGACUCGAUGUGAGUGAACUGUCUGGGCCUCUCAACCCACGAUGGUUGCACUACAUGUCCUUCCACCACGUAAAGCUCCCCACACUUCUCUCUUCUGUCACCCUCUCACACACAUACACACACACACCAUCAGUCUGAAUUUAAAAGGUCAAAGUCAGAGCAGGAAAUGCAUGAAUGUAUUUCUUUAGUUCUAAAAUGCAUCUUUCACUUCCCAGCUCUCUACUGCACGAGUCUGUUUCUGCCUCUGUCUGCUGCUUCUAGGCUGAGCCAUUCGACUGCUGGUUUAUCUGCUCCAACGCACACCCUCUCACUGGGGAAGUGUCACUCCCCCUCCACCUCCUCAUUCCUGCUGACUCCCUGCUCGCCCUGUCCUCUCUCGCCUCCUCGCCUCAGCCCUCUCUGGAUGCCAGUGGCUUCUAGUAAUGGAGCAGCUGACAGUCACACACCAACCAAGGCCGUCAGUCACCCGGGGCUCAGCAUCAGCGUUUCAAGAGGAGGAAGUGGGGGGCUUCACCACAGGAAGUAAAGAUGACUUGAGGUCAAACAGUGUUCCUGCAGUGACAGACCCAGCACUCACACAGCCCGGCCUCGGCAUCACAACGACGACCAUCACCACCAUCACACAGACGGGAGGAGACUGGAGCACUGGCCUGUUUGACGUCUGCGGAGACAAGACUACAUGUAACACGAAAACACAGACGGAAGCUGUAUUCUCAUAUACGCUCAGUGCCCUCACACGCCAAUCAGAACUUUAUGACGUAUUCUUCGUAUCAUUUUUUGUUCUUAGUUUAGUCUUUUGUCCGUCACAAGCAAACACACAUUGCUCACACACACACACACACACACACACACACACACAUUGUGCUUACCCUGUGCUUGCAGGUGUCCUUGGGGCCCUGGUGCCGUGCUGUUUAGACCUGAGUUUAGCUCACCAGUAUGGAGAAUGUCUAUGCAUGCCUCUGCUACCGGGAUCCACUUUUGCCAUGCGGGUUGGGAUCAGGGAGCGGUACAAGAUACGGGGAAGUGUGUGUGAGGACUGGACCACAGUGUAUUGCUGUUACCCUCUGGCUGUAUGUCAGAUGAUAAGGGAGAUGAAGCGGAGGAUGAAGACACUGACCUAUCAUGUGUCCACUGCCCUCGAAUGCUAAUGAGGAAACUCUAGCCAGUAGAUGAGGCCUGUCCUUCACAAUGCAACAGAGACGAGUGAGGGACAUCUAAGGCGUACUGUAGCACCAAGGAUCAAUACCAUAAGGUUUUUAAAUGCCUUGGACAGUGAAUCAAGCCUAUCCCACAACUUUCAAAGAAGUCUGGAAAAGAUGAACUUUCAUUUAACAAUAAACAGCAAACAGAAUCAUUGUGUAGGGCCUGUAAUUGAAACCUAUACCUUCAUACUGCUGUUGGGCCUCUUUUUAGAGAGGAUAUUAUAAAUAAACUUGGAAGCAAUAUUCUGCUUUCCUUGCAGAGGCAAGAACUCAUCAACUACAUUUUGAGUCGGGUGAAAAGCAGGUGGCAAGACGCAGGCUUUUCUUUUGGUUUCAGUCGCUGUCAGCAAACAGCACUAAACAUCUGGUACAAGUCUGUCAUACAACAGAGACUUCAAAAAGCAGCCAACUGUCUUUAAUUCUAAAAGCACGCAAUUAAUUCCAUCUCAACUCAAAAAAAGGCAGUACUUCAAUUAAGCUCAUUGUCAACAGUUCAAAGUGACAAUUUCAUUAGUAGAAAGUGGUACAAAUCAUGUGAGAAAAGGGAUUCGGGUGAACCGACCCUUUAAUUUUGCCUCGCAUUCCAGAGGCAUGAGGGGGGGGAGAUGAAGUGAGGAAACGUACAACUUUCUACUGUAGACCUUGAUGGACAAAUUGUGAACUUGAGACAUGACUCAACAUGAUCUCAUUUUCAGCAUUACAUUUAAAACUAAAUCCAAGUAAAGCAGGAGAGCCACUUAAAAGCCGAGUGUGCUCAGCCAUUUGGUUUCUUAAGGAGACCUCAUUGAUUUUGAGAGUUUUUUUUUUAAUUUCAGAGUGUGGAAUGAAAACUAGUGUGCGAGUCCAUUCAGUAUGCAGAACCACUUGUCUGAUUACCCGGCAAACAGGCCGCAGCAUUGCUCCGAUUACAGUCAACAGUUCAAGUACAGUCUGACGAUAAUAAAGUCCAUUUCCAUAUUUCAGAUUUUCUUUUAUCCCCCUGUGCUUUAGUUUGCAUUCAAUCACAUUAUCAAUCCAGUCCUGAUCGCUGUGGUUCCCUGGACCCGAAAUGCCAACCAGCGUGAACGAGUGUGUGGAAAAUGUUAUUUCUACACAAAGCAGAUGGGUCCUCAAAGGGCAAAUAUGUAAUUUGUUAACUCUUGCGGAUGUGGUCCCCGUACCUGGCAGCUGCUUCAAACGAAAUGGGGAAAGAGAAAGAAAAUGGAUUUGGUCUCAAAAAGGAGAGUGAUGUGAAUAAUAAAAUCUAAUCGUAUUUUACUUACUGUACAGUUAAUCUGCUGCAUGAAAAUACAUAUAUUUAAAUCAUUGCAAGUGUAAAUUUAUCUGUUUUUUUUUUUUACUUCGUUACAUUUUUUAUUUAUUUAAUUAUUUCUAUUUACAAAUUCCCAGCUGACAAACAUGUUUAAAAUAAUAUGUUCACCCAGUUAUAGACUAAAAUAGAGCAUAUACUGGUACAGAUAGAUACAACUGCCCCCUAUAAGCUACAAUAGCUGCCAUCCCAUGUGACGUCAGCUGCUGUUUACAAGUGCUGUUGCAUUAUUUUCAGUCCUCACUUACCUGUUCAAGUAAAAAAAAAAAUCAUUCUAAGUUUCAUGACAGCUGUAACAUACUGUAGGUUCCACAUGGCCACGGCGGUAAUAAGCUCAGCAGUAUCUUACUUAUGUCUGCAUUAGGGCACCAGCGUUUCCUGAGCAGCCCCGGUUGGAUACAUCUUCCUGCGUCUCCACCGCUCUCUGCCUACUGGGGGUUGUUAGUGAGCAGAGCUGCCUUCAGGCACUGUGGUAACAUCUCUCCCUCCCUGUGCAAUGUCCAAGUGUUAUUGCUUCAGCAUCAAUAGCUUUAAAUUGGGUUGCUAAAUUGGAAAUUUAUCUGCUUCGCAAAUCAAAUACACCCUUAAAAUGUCCUACAUGCUUUCAAACUUUAUAUGUGUAUUUACACAUAUAUUUGUCUAUAUUUAUUUUCAAACUGCUCCUUCCAAAGUAUUAGUCAUUACAGGGGACAUUUAACUAUCCUCCCAAGCCGCCAUAAAAGGCUGUUUUCCCUGCCUAAGCAAUGCAUGAUGCAUGACCUGCAUCAUGCAUCCUCCAGUGUUCAGAUUUCUACUGUUAAAGGGUCAGUUCAUGCAAUUUAUUAUCAAAUUUGGGGUGAACUGACCCUUCAAUUAUGUCACAUGUGUGCUUUACUGCUGUUUCAUGAAACAAAACCCCAAAUACAGCGAACGAAACAAGGAACCCUUGUGUGUGCUUACAGUUAAACCUCAAACCUAUUUACAUCUUGCACGUUUGCUGUACCGUCACACAGACACACACACACACACACACACUGACACAGCCUGGCCUUACGUCAUCUGUCGGAUACACUUCCAUGACUGGACCGUUAGGGGGCAGUGUUGUCCCAGAUCUGGAUCCCUUUUGUCUGUUUUCUAUUCCCACAGCUGCUUAAGUCUUAAGUGUCGAUCUGAGGUCAGAGUUGGGAAUUCCACAGCAGUCGUAGAGGUCAAGAUUUGGAACAGUGAAGCCCAUCCUAAGUCAGCAGUCGGACAGGGACCAUAAAACAUGUCUGCUGAUGUUCUUUCCUGCUGUUUCAGCAUCGGAGACGACUAUCCCCACAGAUGCAUCAGGUGUAGAGUACAGGCUGUUAUCAAGAACAGCACCUCAGGGAGUUGUGUUUGUGUGGGUGUGGAAAUGUGUGUGAUGUAUGUAUCCGAAAAGACUUUCCCCAUGAUUGUGCUCAUUGCGCGGUGUUACUGGUACAGAGAAACAACCAGUAAACAGAUAAAAUACAAAACACAGCGCAGGGGGUAGAUCAUGCCCUCCAGAGCUGCCCACGUGACUGAAUAACAACCAGCUGAAGGCGUGAGUGUUUGUGCUUUCCCCAAACUACACACUGACAUUUCUGAUAUGGCUUUUUAAUGGAUUUCCCUUCUCUUUUCCCGUCUGUCGUCUCUACCUCCUGAAUGCAUUUCCUCUCGACGGUCUUUUCGUUCUUGCCUUCCCUCCAU
Molecule: messenger RNA, 5132 nt
Organism: Anarrhichthys ocellatus (wolf-eel)
Lineage: Eukaryota; Metazoa; Chordata; Actinopteri; Perciformes; Anarhichadidae
Gene: plac8l1
Product: PLAC8 like 1
Exons: 4
Coding region: 1352-2077 (241 amino acids)
Source: RefSeq, a predicted model, not a curated record